AUGAAGAGGAUGUUUAGCGGGAAAAUACUUACCAGAGAGGUGAAAACAUUGGAUCAUCUUGGUCACCUGCCAGCGUUGAUCUCCAUUCAUAGCGAGGUUGGAGCGAAGGUUAAAUAUGCUGGUGGAAUGAAGGCCAUAAUUGAGUUUGAUUCAUCGACUCUAGCUAAGAACUUUUUGAAUAAUGAAAACAACUGGAGAGGUAUAUUUAACUAUUUAAAAUAUGGGGAAGACGAUGAGUACAAUUUUGAGAGAGUAGCUUGUAUAAGGAUUGUUGGGCUUCCUAUCCGUCUAUGGUGUGAGGAGAACUUCUCUGCUAUUGUUCAUAAGUUUGGGAAAAUCAUAGUUCCUUUUGAUCACAUUGAAGAUAGAUUGGACCUCUCAGUGGUUAAAGUGGGAAUUCUUACUGGUAUGAAGAAAAAAAUAAACGAAGUAAUUAGAAUAGAAGCUGAAGGAAAAAUCUUUGAUUUUGGGGUGGUUGAGUAUGAAGACGAACCGUGGUUCCCAUUCAAGUUUGAAAACGAAGACCAACCAUACGAGUCGGAGUCGAAUUAUGCAACCUCUGAGGUAGAACCAGAUGACGAUGCUGAAGAUGAAGAAGGUAUAUCUAAUACCUGGGUGGACGAGGUUGAAGAUGGAGAAAUAGUUGGUGGCGGGAGACAUGAUGGCGCCGAUGAAGAUGGAGGUUCCGGCAAUCACGAUGCACAUGAAACUAGUCCAGUUCAAAAGUCGCGGUCAACCUUAGAACCACCACAGGUACAUGCAUGCUCUGUUAAUGGGGAAGUGGAAAAGACUCAUGGGGAAAUAAUGAAUUAA
This is a messenger RNA of Lactuca virosa, 813 nucleotides long. Lineage: Eukaryota; Viridiplantae; Streptophyta; Magnoliopsida; Asterales; Asteraceae. The record is from the annotation of a GenBank genome assembly.